Messenger RNA from Tuber aestivum (summer truffle), 2743 nucleotides. Lineage: Eukaryota; Fungi; Ascomycota; Pezizomycetes; Pezizales; Tuberaceae. The record is from the annotation of a GenBank genome assembly.
AUGGCUGCCCCGACUGUCGUGAAGGAUGUGCUAAACCCAGCGCUCUACAACAACGACGACAUCGAGGUACAAUUUUACCAGCAGCGCAAGGAAUGGCCAUGGACGAGGGGGGGAGUGCAUGCAUUGGCUUGGGUCUUGUUCGCCGGCGGGCUGGUCCUGAUAUUUGGGCUACUCAACCUUCGCGAUAUUCUGUUGGAUAGGCGACGAUUGGGAUACACUUUAGCGAAUAAUAACAAGCACAGGGUACUAUCCAGUCAGCGGUCACUGUUCGACCGAAUGUCGCUGCACUUCCGCGCCUUUUGUUACCUCCGCAGUUCGUUAACUGGCCUCGCAACAACAUCACUGGGUCUGGGUAUCCUCAUCUUGGCCGGGUUCCUGUACCCCCUUCUGUAUGUAUUCUCUCAGCAUCCCUAUUACGAGCGGGAGCCGAGAUUCGGGCCUCCUCCGCUCGCAGGCAGAAGCGGGAUGAUGGCCCUUGCCAUGACGCCGUUCAUCAUCCUUCUUGGGAUGAAGGCAAAUUUGAUCAGUAUGGUGACGGGCAUGGGACAUGAGAAGCUGAAUGUUUUGCAUCGGUGGUUGGGAUUCGUCUGCGGUUUCUUCAGUCUGGUCCACUCGGUGCCGUACAUUAUUGAGCCGUUGAAGAAUGGUGGGUGGGGCAAACUAACUGAGCUUUUCAACGGCAAUGUAACCUACUGGAACGGGGUUGGGGCACUUGUAUGCAUGUUUUGGUUGACUUUUGGUUCUUUGAACUUUAUAAGGCAUGCUUCCUUCCCCCGGUAACGCUUACCGUACUCGAUACUAAUUGGAUGUAGGGCGUGGUGUUAUGAGGCUUUCGUUCAUUUGCAUAUUAUUUUGGGAGUGGGAUACGUGGGGUUAAUGUUCUGGCAUUGCGCCAACGUGCUGACUUCGGUACGCAUCACCCCCAUCGCUAGGGCUCCAAAGCGCGCUAACACGUCGUUUCAGUGGCAUUAUCUCUACGCUACGUGUGUCGUCUGGGUCUUGCAUCUAUUAUACAGGUUCAUCUGGAGGACCAACUGGUUUGGUCCUCGCUUAUUCUCCGGCGACCAAGCGCACUUCACACCCCUCACGGAUGACGGUGUGAAGAUAACCGUGCCAACCCGCAUGCGAUGGCAGGCUGGGCAACAUAUCUUUAUCCGAAUCCCCAGCAUCUCGCUGCUUGAUAAUCAUCCAUUUACCGUGGCUUCCAUCAUGUCUAAUGAUGCUAAGGAUUGCGGAUAUAACGAUCUGGUCUUGGUGUUCAAGCCACAUAAGGGCUUCACGCGACGUGUAUUUGACAUCUCCAGGACUCGCCCCGACGUCUCCUAUCGGGCGUAUCUGGAUGGACCCUACGGUGGAUUGUCACGUAAGCUGGAAGCGUUCGAAACGGUGCUCAUGGUAGCCGGUGGCUCGGGGAUCACCCCAAUCGUGGCCCAUCUUCAACACUUAGCAUCCAAGAUCCAUAAGGGCGAGGCCUUAACAAGGGAUAUCAGAAUAAUUUGGACGGUCAAGCGCUUUCGUAUGUGCCACACUUUACAAAGCUUCGGAUGGAACAUCUUGCUGAUACAAUCUAGAAUCCCUCGAAUGGUUCAAAGAUGAAAUCUCCGCCGCUGCCAGAGGCCUUCCAAGAAACAUGUUACUUUGUCAGUACUACGUAACCGAGGAAACUGCCAUCGAACUUCCCAAGGGUCCCGUCUCCGCAACCCGAGAAUGGCCACAGAGUCCCAUAACCCCGACCUUCCGCCAACCACCACAGGCAUUCCUUCGCCCACCCGGAACUUCCGAGGCGGAGAAGGAGUUCCAACUCCAGAUCGUAGAGAAGGAUGUUGGUUCUUCCUCUGACGACGAAUUACAUGAGUUCCCCUUCCCCGCUGCUCGGUCGGUUACUCCCAUUCCGCCUAUGGGAGAUGAGGUGCUGUUGGAGUUUGGAAGGCCACCGUUGAGGGAUGGGUUACCACCUUGGUCGGAGACGUUUGGAAGGAGGACUUGCAUUUAUGGUAUGCCCCUUGACCCCUCCGCACUUGAAGAAUCAUAAUUAACGAAGGCAGUGUGUGGUCCGCAAUCCAUGAAGGUUGAUGUUGCAAAUGCGGUUGCAGACAUGCAAUCUGAUAUCUGGGCUUGUGAAGAGCGGGAAGAGAUUUACUUGCAUUCCGAGACCUUCGGGUGGUAGACCUGUUCGCAGCCCGCUGGUGUUCGCUGCUCAGCUGGGCUGAAAUCACUCGCUUCUUUCACCUCAAUCUCAAUUAUCCCCCAGUGAAGAAACCUUCACGCACACAACCAGACACACACGCACCAGUCUUUCCUUAUCUUUUAUUUUUAUUGAAUUUUUCUUCCGCUCGCUUCAACUUGGCUUGACCUUCCCUACCUACCUACCUCUCCGUGGGCCAGGACCGACGGAGUCAAGCAAGUUUUUUUUUUCGCAAUUUUCUGGAUUAUGGAUACACGAUCCUUACUUUAGUAGCUUUAAUUAACGGAUGGACGUUACUUCUUGUGCCACAAAAAAGUAGCCUUCCCUCUCGCAUCUUGUCUAGAUGUACUUUUUCUUUUAUUGUUUCCUUAUUGUUUCAUAUGGGUACUGGAACAUGGCAUUGUGAAUCGGUGUGAGGUAUGGUUCUUUGGGAGUUUUCUUUCUUUUUAAUCCGAUCGUGGGUUGGUGCGAGUGUAUAUAUGGAACCUGGUGCCCUGUGAAUAUAGUAACUAUGAUAUAGAUGCUUUUUACUACUCUCAAAUAAAGUUUUUAUCUUCU